GUAAGUUCUCGACAACAAUUGGGGCGCGUUGACAUGCGCUGUUUAGUUCAAUACUGCCAAUGGCACUUGUGAAAAGUUGAAAGUAUUUUUGUUGGUGUUUUCCAAUACAAUUGGAUUUAAGUAAAUAUUAGUAUAUUGCUCAGAGAGUACCUUUAGGUUGUGAUGGCCUCAUAUGCAAUGAAUUUUCGCUAUUAUGGAGUUAAAUGAGAAGAAAAAGAGUGAACAUAUUUCGCAACAACUCUAGUUGAUCGGAUAACGCGGUAUUUCUAGUUAUUUUACACGUGUGAUUUCCAGUAGAGAUGCCGGCAUCCACCUUGGAUCCUGUUAAUGCGGCCCUUCGCACCGCAUUAUCUAAAAAUGAAUCUGCCGAAAAUAAUCUGGACCAACAAUUAGCGGGAUCCACGAAAAAAGCAUUGCUCUCCAAUAUUGAGUUUGAGUCUGCUGGUAGCUACCAAAAUACUGUUCUAGAUAGGCUUAAAUCGAAAUACAUUGUUUUAAGGAGUCCCGAAACACCACCUCCAAGUAAACCUGAAGAUGAUAUGAAUUCUGAUGAAACUUUAAAACUAGCAAAGUAUGAAUUAUUUCCAUUAAAUGCAGUGCAGCUUGGUUGGAAUAACUGCGACUGGUCCGUUGGUGCUGGUAUGUUUAAUAUGGGAAACACUUGUUAUUUAAAUUCUACACUUCAAGCUCUCUUUCAUGUACCAGCUUUAGUGAAUUGGUUGAUGUCUGACAAGGAACAUACUACAAUUUGUCAAGAAUCAGGUGGUAUGUGUAUAAUUUGUGCAAUGCGUAAGACUCUUCAAGAUUCCCAGCAGCGUAAUGCAAACUCAAUCCGUCCACUGUUAAUAUAUAACAAGCUGAGGUUGGUCUGUCGAAAUCUAAUACCAGGUAGACAAGAAGAUGCCCACGAAUUUUUACGAUACCUAGUUGAAGCUAUGGAAAAAGCAUAUUUGAGUCGUUUCAAAAAUAAUUCUGAUUUUGACUCAAAAGUGAAGGAAACUACACCUCUUAAUCAGAUUCUUGGAGGAUAUUUAAGAUCGGCAGUAAGAUGUUUGAAAUGUGGACAUGUCAGUACGACAUUUCAACAUUUUCAAGAUUUAUUAUUAGAUAUAAGAAAAGCUCAGACCCUAGAUGAAGCUUUGGAAUUGUAUUUUUCAAGAGAGAAGCUUGAUGAUGAAUCAUAUCAGUGUGAAUCUUGUCAGAAAAAGGUUCCAGCAACAAAGCAAUUUUCUAUUGAGAGGACACCUAUGGUGCUUUGUAUCCAACUAAAGAGAUUUUCUGUUAGUAAUAAUAAAAUAACUAAACAUUUGAACUUUAGACAAAGAUUGGAUCUGACUAAAUACGCGAGGCAUCGCCCUAACGUGCCUCUUAUAUACAGAUUAGUCGCAUUGGUAACUCAUAUGGGUCCUACUGUGAGUUGUGGACACUACACAGCAGUAGCCCAAGCACCCAAUGGCAAUUUCUUUCAGUUUGAUGAUAGUAUGGUAAGACCAAUUUCCCACCAAGCAGUGUUCAAUACAAAUGCAUACAUAAUGCUCUAUGAGCUUGAGUCAUCACCCUAUUCUCAAAAAUCAACGACCUCUACAAUUCUUGUUAGUAAAAUGAAAACACCUUCCUUAUCAACAGAAACCAAUCCAGUGGCCUGUUCAUCGAAUUCUAGCUCGGCAAGUUCAUCAAGUGCCUUGAAAUCUUUUGCCAAUGGUAUUGGAUUCACAAGUGAUAAGGUUUAUGGUCCUGAACUACCUCCAGAUAGAGUAGAAAGCAGUCGAAAUGGUUAUGUGACUAGUAGUAAUGGCAAAGGUGAAUCUGACAGUAGUCAUUCAAGCAGUUCUUCGAGUGAACAGGAUUCUGAUGGUGAUCAAGCUGUGAAAAAACCAUCAGUAAGUGAUAAUAGUCAUAGUGUUAGUAAAAGUGAUGUAGCUAAAGACAAAGAUAGUGAUAUUAGUUCAACUUGUGAACAAUCUAAAUCUCCAGUUUCCCUGAAGAAAACCUCAUCACCAUCAUCAUCUCCUAAUGUGUCAACCAGUAUAUCCAGUUUAUCCAGCCCAGAAAUUACCCCUAACAAAGAUCCUACAUUAAGUCCAGUUUCCAGUUCUAAACAGAAGAAUAAGGAAAACUCUCCUUUAAAGUUAUCACCAAUUGCCAAACCUUUGGUACCCUAUGAAUCUGAUGAUACAUGUUCUUCUGAGGAUUCUAAUCAAUCACCAAAUGAAAUGGCCUCAAGAGUUUCUACAAAGGCAGCAAUUGGUGAUUGGCAAGUGACUUCUUCAACGGAUGUUAAGCAGGAACUAUCUAAAGGGACUAGUUGGAAGAACAAGAAAGAAGAAGGACAGGGAAAUAAGGUUGUGAGUGAGCUUUUCAGAAUGUCCCAUAGUGGCUAUUCAGCCCCAGUAUCAACAUGGAAUGGUUCUCGAUCUGAACUUGAUAAAGAAGUUCAAAAUGAAAGACGGGAGGAUAGAAAGAGAAAUCUACCUGAUAGUUCUGAUCAGGGACGUACUAAACACAUCAAACUUGGAUCAAAUUUUAAAUUGAAUCCUGGAUACAAUCCUAUUCAGGAAUACCAUAACGCAAAAAAUUGGAACCAUAGUAAUGGCAGUGGAGGUAACUACAAGCCUUUUUACAACGGAAAUAGGCAUAGGCGUACGUUCCAUCAUAAAAACUUCCAUAAAAAUUAUCGAUACAGACAGUAAUAGAUGAUACCACUGCCUUGUGAAAAUUUAGACUAGUGUACAUUCUGUAUAUUUUACGUUUCUGUGUUUAUUUUAAUGUGAGGACUUGUGUAAAAAAUGUUGCAUAAAUGCGUUUUAAAUUGAAUGAUACUUGAAUUUGAAAAUUAUUAUAGUAUAGAUAUGUUUACAUUACUGGAAAUUUCUAAAUAUACAAUAAUUGAAGUUUUUGAAAUCAUUAUAGGUAUGUGGAAACUGUACAUCGUAUUUUGUAAGAUAGUAGACUAGAGAAUUUGUGUGGAAUAUUCUUAAAGAAACAUCUAAUGAAAAUAUAACCAGUAAUGUUGUAUUCAAAUUAAUUCUGUUUAUGUGUUGUAACUUCAAAAUACUACGAAUAUUCUAUAGUAAUUUCCGCUCUCUUUCUUACUUGGUAUACUUUCCUUAUACUUUAUUGUUUAGUUUCUCCAUAAAUUUCUUGAUUUUUCAAUUAAUUAGUCAUUCAAAAAACGUGUUUUACCUUUUUUAUAGCACUCCAAUGUGGAAGCUACUUAUCAAUAAUAAUCUGAAAAAGUUUCUGAAAAUCUUUCAACUUUAAGCAUAAUUUGAAUUAUAUAUGAGAAUUCAGAGGUACGAAUGGUAGAUUACAUAUGGCAGUUAACUAUUUUUUAUAUUCUUGUCAUAAAUAUUACUCUUUUGAUAGAGUAGUACAGUAUCUUUUAUUAAUGCUGUAGUUUUUAAAAUUAUCAUCAAUUUUAAUAUUUGCGCUAUUUUAAGCUCAUUCUAAUUUUACACAAAUUUAGAUAAUAUUCCUUUCAAUUUUUAGUAAAUUUUAUUUAUAUAGAUUGAAGUUUUUCUUUUGAAUACAUUAAAGUAGUGAAAUGAAUGAUUGAAAUGUAUCACAAAUACAUAUAACUUCGUCAACAAGACUGAUUUCCACAAAAUAAUAAUUUCUAAACUUGAAAUAACAACAUUUGUUAAUUAUUCAAUAUGUCGCCCAUGGCAGGAUAAAAUUUCUUUGUUUAAAUAACAAAUUUGUUGAUAUUUGAACAAAGAAAUUCCUAAAUACACUCUCGAAAUGGGGAUAUAUACAAAUAUAAUAUAGGAUCCAGAAAUACAGGAAUUAAUUUUUAUAAUCAAAAAUGUUUAUACAGUUUUUUCUUUAAUUAAAUGUUGAAUCUAAAAAAUAUCUUAUAAUCACCUUCACAAUAUUAGAUUUGUAAUUUUGUAUCUUCUUAUUCAGUUUUAUAUAAAUUUUUUUUUGACGUACUUUUGGCUUUAGAAAUUAACUAUUCUGUAUAUUAGUAUUACAAAUAUUCAAACUAAACACUUUGCAGUUAUAAAUACUUUAUGCUGCCCAACCUAAAGCUAGUUGUAUAGUCUAUAACAAAAACGGGUACGUUAACCCUUUGAAUACUGAGUAAUUUGAAGACUUUUAUGUACAUAUAACAGAUUUAAUUGGUUGAUAUAUGGAUUAAUAUGUAAUAGUAAUAUAUUUUAUUUGGAAUAUACUUAUAUUGGUGAUAUAAAUAUAUUUUUGAAACAACAUUUCAAUUACAAAAUGUAAACAAAUGUAUAAAUUAAACAAAAUAGAAAUAUUUAUAAAUAACAGGUACCAACUCAAAGUCUUGUAUAAUUUUAUACAUGGGUAUAAAUGCGAAGGGUACUGGCACUGUUUGCAUUGCCAAGUGGGUUUUAUGUUUAUAAUAUAUGCGACACUGAUUUGUUGUGUGUGUCUUAAAUCUGUUGCCAGGAUAUUCUCCGGAAAAUAUAACCAAUUUUUCGCUUGCAAACGAUGUGACGCAUUCCGUUCUCGACUCAUUGAUUCAUUCAUAUGGAAUAUUGCAUGAGAACUGUGACUUCAUCUUACAUCCUGGAUUAUAAUAAAUGUUGUUUUUAUGCUCGUUAUUAUAUAUUUAAAGAAAAAAGAUGCACUUCAUCAAAAGUCGUCUUUAAAAGGGCCAUUCGUCCAGAAAAGGUUACAUUUACUAACGUGACGUCAUCCCAAAAUGACUUAUAGAUAACAUAUAUCGAAAUGACGAUGUUAUUUUGUCGUUACACACCUUAUGGUAGGUCUAAGGUAUAUAUAUUUUUUUAUACAAAAAUUAUAUGAAAAAGAACCAAAAUGACAUAUUUUAUUUGGAUUUAUUAUGAUUUAUUGCUGAUAUUCUGUUUUUUUGUUGUGGGGUCCACAUUUUUUGUGUUAUUGUUGAUUUUUUGUCUCCUGGGCGUUGGUUUCUAAAAGUGUCUCAAAAGAAAGUUUACCUUUGUAUUGUGUGAAGACAGCUAUUCGGACGGGCGCGGGAGGAGUGUCAAUCGGUAGUCCCUGAUCUAUUAGUAAUACUUGGUGUAAGUAAAUGUAACUUGAAUCCGAGUCGAAAGUUAAUUUUUCAAAAUCAAAACUUUAUUAAAAUUAAUAUUUUUUCGGUUCAAUUUUCUACUAUUUAUAUAUCUAUAUUUUCAACGUAGAUAAUAUUUGGGUAGAUAUUAUUAGAUAUAGCAGAGGCUAGACUCUUUCCACCUUUCUUUCAGCUUCAUAAAAUUUCUGAUCCUUAUUAGCAAAAAAUUGAACCAGGUGCGAUUGAAGGUCGUCGUCAUUUGUGAAUGUUUGACCAUUCAAAGAGUUCUGCAAAUUUCGAAAUAAAUGAUAAUCAGAUGGUACCAGAUCAGGGUUGAAUGCUCCAAUAGUUUCUCAUUAGUUGCCAUUAACAUGGAACACUGAACCUAUCCGAUUUGACAAUUCUGGCCGUUUUUCUUUUAAAACAUAAAGCAAGGCUCUGUACCAGUAAAACGCGAAAGUACCUAGUUUUAGGGUCUCUAGGUUUUUCAAAUAAAAUUCCAAAUAAAAAUCAUGUUGGGGUAAUAGUGAUGCUUAAUGUAAUAAUACAUCCUCAGCAAUAAUUAAAUUGUUAGUAGAUGGAAAAUAUAAAUUUAUAGAAAUAAAUUGUUAUAUUCAUAUAUGUUCAUUCAUCUUGGAAGUGGAUAAGUUAGUUCUAUUAGUAAUUUAUUAAUAAUUCAAAUGAAAAAUAUUAAUAAAUGUUGUUAUUUUGACAUAUAAUUUUAUGAUACAUUCCAAUUACAUUUUUGUAUUUUGUUGAAUAAACUGUUUAAAACGCACAUAUGUAAAUUAACUAAAGAAAUUGAGAUAAGCGCUUCUCAGAUUGACUAUCUCAAUUAUUUGUUUAUAUAAAAGUUAGUUAAUGUAUUUUAUUUAUAAUAGUGGGUAUUGAACUAAACAAGCAUUAUUUUAAUGGAUUUAAUAAUUAAGGAAGAAGAAAAUAAUGCUAAUAUUUUAGUUCAACUAGACAAUGGAAAAUUUUUAAAUCGAUUGAGACUCGACUAGUUUUGAUCAUAAAAGAAUGGAUGACGAUAUAUAUUUCAAACAUUUAAGAGUUUGGAAACUAUAAUCUGACAGAUCAAAUUGAAAAAUACAUUCUAGAGCAUCCAAUCUAAAGAAAUUAAAGAUGAAACGAAAAAUAAUGAAAGAAGUCCAGUAAAAUCAGAAUCAUUGAAUAAUCUAACAAAUUGGAAAUCCCAAAAAACUGAAGCAAGAACUCUUCCAGCAGAUUUUUGGACACGAAACUUCUUAGGUCUUGGAGAACCAGUGUGUCGCCAUUCCAUCGAUUGUUGCUUUGUUUCUGGAUCGUAGAAAUGUACCCAAGUCUCAUCCAUAGUUACAAUUCGGUUUAAGAAGUCUACAUCGUUUUCAAAUCGAGCACAGAUCGAACGCGAUGCUUCUACCCUUGCACGCUUUUGGUCAACAUUCAAACAUUUGGGGAUCCAUUUUGCAGCAAUUUUUCUCAUGUCCAAAUUGACGUGAAUUAUAUGAUGAACGCGUUCGUAUGAAAUAUUCAGUGCUUUAGAUAUCCGUUUUAGCCCAAUUCGACGGUCUGAUAAAAUCAUGUCAUGGCAUCGAUAUUUUCGGGGACUGACACAGAAACUGGCCGACCGAUUGGUCAUCAUCUUCAAUGGAAAAUUUACCUCUUUUGAAGCUUGCAGUCCAAAUUUUUGCGGCCGUAUACGAAGGACAUUGAUCACCAAGGGUAUUAAGUAUAUCUUCGUAAAUCUGCUUACCUCUUAACCCUUUUAAAUACAGGUACUUGAUGGUGGCUCGAUACUCCAAUUUUUCAAUUUUCACAAUAUCGGUGGACAUCUUUUAUCUUUCAUUUUAUUGCGUAACUCUGGUUUACCUUUUUGACGUCAAACUUUACACUGACACUGACACAAGUUAUUGUUCGUUGCUAUGGUAACGCAAUAUUUUGUUUAUGCAUGGAACUGGUCUAGGCUAAUAAGAUAUCAAUACAUCCUCGUAAAAAUGUUCGAAAUAAAAGCAAGAGAAGUACGUAGGGGUUCCAAAAAAUAUCAAAUUUUAACAAAAUGGCGAAAGUUCGAAAAAAUAAUUUAUUUAUAAAAAGUUUUCAAUGUAUUAAUAAAAUCGUAUGUGUAGUUCCCUAGAAAAUAAUGUAAUGAACGUUUGUCAAAGUUUUAAAUCAAUCGGAUCAAAAUUGGCCGAACAAUUGUGACGAAGUUAAAGUUAAAGAAAGUGACUCGCACAAAGAAAGUUCAUAAUCUCACUAGUGCCACCCAUAGGUAGCCGUGUGCACUAUUUACUAGUAGAAAUAGUCGCUAAUGCUGGGGCCACAUUAGCGGCUAACGUCAAUGCACAUUAACGCGCUGAGUGGCUACACUUUAACAAUCAAAGUGAAUGCCCAUUAUUGGUAAUGAAAACAGUGUUAAUUUUACUUUAAUUCAAGCAAUAUGGAUGUCGACAGAGCUCUGUAAAUCAUGUAAAUUUUUAUUAUCCGAAUUUAUUGAAUCAUUACCGAAUGAAGAACAAGAGGAAACAAAGAAUAAGAAGAUGGUGGAUGAUACAAUCAAUCACAUCCUCCUCGUAGGAAACUGUCCAUCGUUUCGAAUACGUACCAAUUAAUUGUGUAUACGUCAUCUUCGCUCCAGACUUCAAAGACUUUUUAAUUCUGUUUAAAUGGGUUCUAUAAUAACCAUUAAGGUUUCCUUCUUCUUUUUCAUUUCUUCGAUGGUUUUUUUAAAAUUUAAUAAUUCCAUUAUUCGUCACAAAGCAUCAUUUUGCGUUCAACGAUUCUUGAAAUUUUUGAGUUUCGGAUCCCACAAACAUAGUUCUGUUUGCAGAAUCUCGAGAAACGCAAUUGCUUUCUCGCUACUCAACUCCAUAGCCAUAGUACGUAUUUCAAAGACAAUCACCUGCGAUCCCGUCGCGCUCACGACGCACACUGACAAUACGUAGUAUGGCAGGGCGCAAUGUUAAUGCAGUUGUUAAAUUAUCUCGUUAACUCGUAGCUCCACCUACGGUUAACGUCCAUUAUCGCGAUAAUUAAUGGUAUUUCUCGUUAGUGUGACCCCAAAAUAAGGGAUAUCUGAGGCGGGUAAACAUGUCGGAACGACCGCGCAGUGGAAUACUCUGAUGCUCAUAACUCAGAGAAAUUUUUUUCGUAAAUUCAUUUUUAACGUAAUUCCUACCAUUUUAGCUAAAGAUAUAGAUUUGUUGAAAUUUUUACAGUAGUGUUACCCAUUAAUUAAGAAGUUCACUUUAUCUAAGUUUUCUUUAAUUUGCAUUAUUAUCUACUCGAUGUUUUAUAGAAAUUUAACGAUUAUAGUCACAGAUGUCUGUUUUGGAUUAAAACUAAAUCAAAAAUCAAAUUUUGAUAGCGAUUAUAAGAUAUUAGAAUAAUUUAUUUAAUGUCAACACCUACUCUACCCAUAUGAAUUUGAAGGAUUAUUGGAAGGGUCAAUUUUUCCAAUCUAAAUCACUUGUUAGUGUAGAAAAGUCUGAAGGGACAAUUUAUAAAAUAAUUUCGGUAAUUAUCUAGAUUAGGUUACACCUCUCCGAUUUCGUUGAAAUUUCAGCAUGUUAUAGAGAUAAUUACGCUAAGUCAGAAUAUAUAUAUAUGACAAAAAAAACAAUAUAUUGAGGUUAUAGCAAAUUUUGGAAAAUGAAAACUAUUAAAUUAUAAUCCAAGCUUUCUGGAAGUGUUCCUCCCAUCUUCAGAGAAACUACAGUAUAAGUGAAAAAGUAAGUCGUAAAAUCAAACUUUUUUUUGUACUAUUAACAGCAAUCAGAAAUACAUUUUGUAUGAGCUAUUCUGUUGACUAUGAACCUAUGUUGGUCCUGACGGGACUUUUCCAGUAAGAAGGUCUCUUGCACUUUAUUUGAGAUCAAUUGGCCAGCUUCGUUUCAGUUAGCUUUAGUGGCUGAAGUUGUAGAUUAUGAUGACUGUCCAGCUUUAGGUAGUGGUUAGGGCUUCUUUCUUAUACUGUCUCUUGUAUUAUUGGAAUACCGAGGUAUUGAUGGAUCAAUUUGUUUGUGACGUACCAUGGUGCAUUGACUAGUGAUCGAAGGAUUUUAGAUUGUUCUCGUUCUAUGAGAGCAAUACCAGAUUUGCUGGCACAUUCCCAUAAUUCUAUUCCGUCGGUCCAGAUGGGUAUGAUGACUGCCUUAUAUAAUAAGAUUUUAUUUUGUAGUGAGGCUGGCGAUAUUCUUCCGAGUAGCCAAUAUAGUUCUCGGAACUUUAAGUUGAUUUGUUUUCGUUUCUUGGCUAGGUGUUCCCUCUAAUUGAGUUUAGAGUCUAAGUGUAAUCCCAGGUAUUUGACCCAAGAAGUUACGGGUAUCAUUAUGUUGUUAAUAGUAACUAGAGGACAUGGGCUUUUUCUUCGAGUAAAUGUUAUGUACUAGAAUUUGUUUUCGUUAAUUUUUAUUCUCCAUCUUUGAAGCCAUUCUUCGAUCUGAAAUAAGUGGUUUUGGAGAUUGGCAGAAGCUAUUAUUGGAUCCUCAUGUAUAGCCAGUAUCACUGUGUCAUGAGCAAAUGUGCCUGCCAUAGUGUAGUUUGAGGUUGGAAUGUCAGAAGUAUAUAUCAGGACCUGAACUGGCCCUAGGACGCUACCUUGUGGAACUCAAGCUUUAAUAGAUUGAAAUUCAGAGGUCUCAUCACUAAUUUUUGUUCUGAAGGUUCUGUUUGACAGAAAUGACUGAUUGAUUUUAUUUAACAGAUCCACAUGCCAGACUUAAUCCAAAAGCCUGGCUAACAUCCGGGAAGGCUGCCGUUUUUCCCUCUAUACUUGUAUUUAUGGCAUUCACUACUCGAUGUUGAACUGUGGAAUGUUUGUGGUGAAAUCUGAAUAAGUGAUUUGGAAUCACAUUCAGGAUAGGGUCUUUACACUGUAAUACCAACUUUUCGAAGACCUUAGAUAAUGUUGAUAGCAAGCUGAUUGGUCUGUAUGAUGUGACGUCAUGUAGCUGCUUUCCUGGUGUUGGAAUGAGGAUAAUUUCAGAUUUUUUUAGUUCACUGGGCCAGUAGUGUAAUCUGAAUAUGGCAUUAAAUAUAUAUGUUAACAUUACUAAAGCUUUACUAUUCCUUCCUAUUUGAAACAUUUGAUUUUUAUCCAAUUAACCUUGUUUCCUUCUAUAUCAGUUUUUUUUAUUUUUUAUAACCUUAGAUCGGAGUUUUCCUAAAUCUAAGAAAUCUGUUUACUUCAGCUCAAAGCAUUUUUAGAGUGUCGUAUUUUUUCCUGUUCUGGCUCCUUCAAAUAUUCGUUUAUAAUCAUUCAUCAUAAAUAUCUCUUGAUUUUUCAUUUUUCUUUCUAUCGUGGAAUGCACGAAAUCACAUUCCAUGCAAGAAUGGCCGGAUUCCAAAAAUUUAUGUUCAAUCACCUCUAAAUGGCUUGAUUUCUCAACGGUAUAAAGAAGAGCAGCGACGACUUGCUGGUUGCGAUUUUGGCCUGUGCAGGUGUCAGAAAAUAAGGAGAUUUCUUUUAUCCCAAGGGGUAGCAUGGAUAUAAAUUUCAUUAUAAUAGAUCCAAUUUCAUUAGAGCCUCUUUUCCCAUUUAUUUUAUUCCAAAAGAAACAACUUCCUUCUUUGUUUUUGCUUUCAAGAAAGUCAAGUUAUACACCGAAAUUUUUCGGCUAUAAUAAAAUUGGGAAACCGCAGAUGUUGGGAGCUGCAUUACUUUUUGCAGAUCAAAUGUAAAGGUUUGAAAGCUGCUAUCCAAUUCUGCACGCUCUUUGUCGUUACUUUUGGAUUCUUGGCAAACUGUUUUUCUUUCUAUGUGAGCAUUGUAGGAUUCCUCCAGAUCUUCCUAAACCUAAACGGGUUUCUUUUUUAGCAAGUUUGUAUUUGCUGCAUAACAUGCAUUGAUCUUUUUUGGGCACAAAAAAGGAAUAAUUAAAUUCUGAACAAAAAAUUUUUCUAUACUGAUGGAUGCUAACAGUAUUUAUAUUUUUUAUUUCACACCAUUCUUUGUCAAGUCUAUACAUUGAGGAAAUAUUUAAAUCGCUAGAUAAAUACUUUUUCUCACUAUUUUUUCUGGUGUAGUGAGAUUCCAUAGUAGGAAAAGAAUUUAUGUGUUCUUUGACAUAAUCUAUUUCAAUAGGCUGGGUUUUGUUACGUGGAGGCUUUCUUCCCCUUUUUGUCUAUCCCGCCAAAUGUCCCUGAUGGUGUGAUAUAGGAAAGUGCUUUAUUAAUGGGACCAUUGGAAAUACAAAGAGUUGCUUGAAAAAAUGAGCUGCAAACCCUGAGCUAUUUUUGAGAAAAUAUUGCCUUGAUUCACUUCGAGGCUUAGAAGCUUUUACAAAUCUUCUAGCUGGUGGGACUAUUUUAACAGAUUUAACUAUGAAAUCUUUUUGUAUAUUAUAAUCAAACGCCCAAAAUAUUCGACAACUUUCAAUUCGGUCUUGUUUGGAAAAAUGAUCACUGCAUUUAAAUCGACAUUUGCAAUUGAUGUUUUUCGGUACCUUGGCUGGGCGUUCACCACACCUUGUGACAUAAGGAAGACCUUCAGCUCUCAUUUUCUUCGCUAUAUUGCACUUCCAGGUUUCAGGAUUGGCUUUAUUCCAUCGGCUUCUUUUUUUCUUUUGGCUACUGCUUUCUAAUAUUGGAGUUUUCGUUUUAAGUCAUAUAAAAACAAUUAGUUAUUAUUGUUUGUGAAGCAAAUCAUAACGGAUUCUUUAUAAAAGAAAAACAUACUUCAUUAUUUUCUCGAUCAGUAAACUCAUCUGAAUAAACAUCAAGAGUUGAAUUUGAAGGAGAAGGUACAUACUCUGACCCAGAAUCUAAAAGCAGGUUAUCUAUUUCGUCUUCAUUAAGGGCAAUGUUUUCCUAAAUUUAAAAAAUAACAAUUAAUGUUUUAAUAAUACAAAUCACUUUAUUAAUUUAAAGAAUAAUAAGUAAUGCACAUCUAGAGAAAAAGCUUACCGUGACUGCAGUGUUUUCAAUCAUAAACUCCUGGUUUCUAUUGUUGUUUCCAUUCUCAUCUAAUGAUUCCUUUUCCUUAUUAUCAAAGCAACUAGCUUUUUAUCGCGACUGAGCAUUUUUAAGUGAUUACAAUGCACUUUUAACGAACAAAAUAAACACAACAAUGUUUUUAUUGGGAUAACCCAUAACUCACUUGUAGUUUACAGGUUGAAUUGGAUAAAGAGAGAUAUGUGGUACCAAAGAAAACCGCUAUGGGGAAAUUCACCAAGUGCCAUAACCUACAGAAACCAUGUAAUGGUAAAACUCAUCAAGUGACUAUGAUGAACUUUAACUUUUAUAAAACUUCUCAAAGAGUUAAAUAGUGAAUUUUCUCAUUCUCUGAUUUGCAUUUAUAGCAGUUAUAUUCACUUAGUGACUUUUCAUAAUUAUGGGAAAUGAUUACAUCAACACACAAUAUAAUAAAUAUAUAUAAAUGUAUAACAAUAAUAAAAUUCACCUACAAUAAUUGAGUUUUUUAAUUUUUAAGUAAUCAUUUAAUCAAAUUGAACGAUUUUUGUCUAUGGUUUCAUAAAAAUCGAUAGUUAAAAUAGGUAAUAGGAGUCGGGGGGGGGGAGUGUUGUUUAAACUUUAUACCAAUUUUUUUACACUGUCUUAUUCUGUCCCUCUUUUAUUUCUUUCAACUAUUAAUUUAAAUAUUACAAUCACUAAAAAAUUAUUACAAUUAUUUGAUUCUUCAAACCUGAAGGGAUGGUUUCCGCGCCCUAUAUAUAUUCUUGUCCAGUGUAAUUUUUUUCUAUAACAUACUAAAAUUUUAACGAAAUCGGAAGGGUGAAACCAUCCAAAUAGUAAUCAAUUAUACUAACGUUAAAGCAUUCCCAAAAUAUGAUCACCAUAAUCAAACAUAUUUGGCAGAUAUUUGAAACAAUUCUCAAUUCAAUCCUUCAAAGGGUUAUAUCGUUCUUAUAGGGUUUUUAGAAAAAUGAUACAUAGAGAAGGAGAAGUACUAUUAGCUUUGGAAAUUAAUGUUCAUAAUUCUGGAACCAUUUUAUUUGUAAAAUAAUAGGCUAUUAAAUUCUAUUCAAUUAUUUAUUUCUUUUGAAAAAGUUACUAAAUUUAUUUCUUUUGGAAUUGAGUAUGUAGUUUUAAAUAUGUAAUUUGUAAAUGAUGUGUGUAAUUGAGAUAAAAAUAGUUGAGGUGGUCAAAUUAGGUGUACUGAUUUACUUUUAAUUAAAUAAUUUUUAGAUUGUAAGAUGAAUGUGAGUGUUUUAAUAAUAGAAACGCUAGUAUUGUUUUGUAUAUUAAGCAAAGGUAUUUAUUUCAACGUUUUGUCAUAAUGCAUUUACCAGUUUCAGUCCAUUUGUAAUAUACUCCUUUUUUUAUAUAUAUAUAAACAAAAUUGAAAAGUCAUUGAUUUAUUCGUUUUUAUUUUAUUAAAUACUGAUGUUCAAAAACUCCCAACUGCCGAAUUUUCGAAUGUUUUAUUUGGCAAUUUAAAAAUGUAAGAUUUUUUUAAUAAAUGCAGUGACAUUCGAAAAUCA
Molecule: messenger RNA, 13425 nt
Organism: Diorhabda carinulata
Lineage: Eukaryota; Metazoa; Arthropoda; Insecta; Coleoptera; Chrysomelidae
Gene: scny
Product: ubiquitin carboxyl-terminal hydrolase 36
Exons: 9
Coding region: 300-2690 (796 amino acids)
Biological process (GO): protein deubiquitination; regulation of apoptotic process
Cellular component (GO): nucleus; cytosol
Molecular function (GO): cysteine-type deubiquitinase activity; cysteine-type endopeptidase activity
Source: RefSeq, a predicted model, not a curated record